Molecule: messenger RNA, 1277 nt
Organism: Drosophila obscura
Lineage: Eukaryota; Metazoa; Arthropoda; Insecta; Diptera; Drosophilidae
Product: CTD nuclear envelope phosphatase 1
Exons: 1
Coding region: 121-984 (287 amino acids)
Molecular function (GO): protein serine/threonine phosphatase activity
Source: RefSeq, a predicted model, not a curated record
UGGAGCGAUUUCAUUCAGUUGUCCGAGCAGCACAAAUUCAAAUUAGGCUUCCGUUGAAUCCACAAACAUGUGUCAAAAGUCAACAAAUUCUGUUACCGCGUUAAAGUAAAUCCCAAGUCAAUGAUUUGCGAACCAUUCGUGCCCGCUAAAAUGGUCAGUCUGGUGCCGCUACAGUCGUCGUCGGUCGUGUCUAAAAAUACCAAUCUGCAGACUUCUCCGGCUUUCGCCUUGGACGUUCUGCCGGCAGUACCCCCGGUAUCAAUGUUCCUUUCGAUUCGCAACGACCUGAACAGUGGCCUGCGGCAACUGAUGGAGUUUUUGACGGCCUGGGUCCUUGAGUUCCUUCGACCGAAUCGAUACAUUACCUACAAGGAGGUGCCGCCGUCGCUCAUCUGCGCAUCUCAGCUCGAACGUGUGCCGCGAAAGACAUUAAUACUGGAUCUGGACGAGACGCUGCUGCACUCCUGCUACAUUGAUCCGGAGACCAAGGAGUAUGUGGGCGGUAGCCAAGUGCCGGUCAGCGCAGUUCCCGACUACAAUCUCCAGCUGAUGAUCGAUGGCAUUGAGCCGAUUCUGUUCCGGGUUUACAAGCGGCCACAUGUCGACCUGUUUCUCGACCAUGUGUCCAAGUGGUAUGACCUGGCCAUCUAUACGGCCAGUGUGGAGGCGUAUGCCACACGGGUGGUGGACUUACUGGAUGCCGGACGGGGCAUACUGCAUCGGCGCUACUAUCGGCAGCACUGCCGCUCCAAUACCUCCAUCGUGAGCAAGGAUCUCACGCUGGUCAAUCGGGAUAUGAGCAAGACCUUUAUCAUCGACAAUACGCCCAAUGCGUAUCGUGAUUUUCCCCACAACGCCAUUCCGAUCAAGUCGUUCAUCUACGAUCCCAACGACACGGAGCUGCUGAAGCUGCUGCCAUUCCUCGAUGCCCUGCGCUUUACCAAGGAUGUCCGGUCGGUUCUUCGUCGGCGUGUACUGAAUUAAGUUUUCACAAAUAAUUGCACAAUUGAACAUUAAAGUCCGAAAUAAAUGCUGCCAGAUAUUAACCGCUCUGAAGGAUGCUAUGCCCAUAAAAAAUGAAGGGCCACGCAAACACAUGACCUAUCUGUGACCCAUAAAUAUUUUCGAAACUCAAGGACUGGUAAGCUAUCGACCGGAAACACUGUAGAGGAAAACCGCAUUAGAAACCAAAUUUGAAUCAUAAUUGCUUUGUACUUCACUACAAGUAUUUGUGAUUGUUUUAAUUAAAAUGUCUGUCUAUUCUGCUGCUAAUUAAA